ACUUCCGUUUUUUUUUUGGAAGGUCGAUUCAAUUAUUUCCGGUUCAUCGCAAGGUUCGCAAGGGCAUGGAAACGGAGGAAAAACACGAUGUAACUCAGUAUUUGACUGUUUUACGUCGUGCAAAAUCUGAUAAUGAAAAGUUUGCAGCACUUCUUAUGGUGGCAAAGACAUCAAAAGAUAAAUCAUUGGAUGUAGAUAUAAAACGAGAAAUCCUUGAUGCUGUAGGAGUGAAAUUCUUCUCAAGGCUUCUUAAGACAAACAAAGUACCAGAGGACUGUCCUGUAAAUAUAUACAAGAAUGUUGCCAUGUCAGUAUUGUCUGCAUUAUGUAUGGAGCCUGAAGUUGCAAGUAGUCCAGUUCUGACAGAAAAUGUGACAAGUUUCAACAACAUUGUUCUCCUAAACUCAGAGGAAGCUGAAGACAAGCAGCUGAUAGAUGACACAUAUGAUUGUUUCAACAGUUUAUGUCAGUCAGAGCAGGGUCUUAAAUGUCUUCUCCGUGCAAAAUCUGUGUCGACAUUCUGCCAAGCUGUUAUCUCACAGAACUAUGGUUUUGAGAAGGCCCAUGAGUUGAUAUGUUGCAUGGUGUCAUGUUACGGACCAGAUACGUGGAACGGGUACGAGUCAUCAUAUCAUGCUUAUGUCAACUUCCUCGGACGACAGUUCCUCGAGGAUGAGACAUUACACAAGUUUGAGAUGUGUAAAACUUUGGUAUUUCUCCUGUCAGCAGCCCCAAAUGAUAAGGAAGAGACAAUGGAGCCACCUUGGAUACGUCCAAUAGUGAGAGGACUGGAUAAUAUACUGAGGAGUAAAAUCAGUCCAGCACAGAGGGAACCAGCAUUAAAGCUUGCAUCUAUGAUGGUACAAGUGUGUGGUAUAUAUUCAAUUCAACCACCGUACACAUAUGAUUUUAAACUGUUCCUGUUAACUACACAUCUAUGCUGUGUAGAGGUCAGGAUGGUUCUAGAAGAUCCAGAUCUCACGUUGGCUUCAGAUAAAGGGAGGUUACUAUCAUCAUGUUAUACAUUCAUGGAAAAUGUGAUAAAUCAUUUAACAUCUGGGGCAACAAUUGACAUAGAUGAUCGUCAGGUGAUGCAGCUACACUGUGCAAUGGUUGGAGCAUUUGGUGCUGUGAUAAACUUUCUUAAACGUGUCUCCUUGGAUACAGAUGUUCAGUGGAAUAGCAUUAUUCUGGCUACAGUGAGGGUCCUCGGAGCAUGGAUGGCGGAGGAGACUUCGGCACUGAGGGAAGAAAUCUAUGAACUUAUACCUUUCUUAGUACAAAUCAGUAAAAUGUGUAUACCCCCAGAUAAGUUGAGGAAUAAAGCUAUAGAACAAGGACAUAGUAAAGACAAUGAAAAAGGAAACAAAACUGCAACAGAAAAUGAAUCAAAAUCCAUAAAUGAUCUAGAUAAUAAUGAAAAUAUCAAAGACAGUGUUGAACCAGUGGUAGUAGAAAGUGAUAAAGAUUUGAGUGCAAAGAUGAAUGGUGUGUCUGUGAUGGAUAAAGAUAAUGAUAGUGAAUCUAUAGAAAAGAUUGGGGAAGGUACUGAUCAUGUUCAGGGAUCAAAGACAGACAAGUCAGUGUCAGAACAGUCGGGGGAUCAGGUUAAUAAUGGGGGAGAUUCUGAAACUGCAAAUGUAAAAAGUGUUGAUUGUAGUAAUGGUUUAGAUAAUGAGAAGGUAGAAAAUAAUAGUAAAGAUUUGGUUGAGGAGGAUGAUGUUAGUAUGGGAGAAAAAGCUAAGAGAUUAAGUGAUUCCAGGCUUGAGAAGGAAGUUUUGAAUGCUGCUGAGCUGCAAGAACUGCAUGAAAAGGCAGAUAUAUUACAUUUUCUGUUACCAGCUUUAUGUCAUUUGACAGCAGAAGAGGACCCGAGACAUAUACUGUUACAAUGUGGAGGUCUAGGUGUCCUGGAUCUAUACAUGUGGCGGCAGUGGGAGAGACUUGUAGAUCAAGAAAAUCUUAGGGAAACUCUGUCGAGCCUGGUAAUAUUGUGUAAUAUAUUCCUGAACCUUAUCAUUGUUGAGCCAGCCCUCGUACCAGAAAACCAGGAAUUUUGUCAUAUUCUUUUACUUGUGUGUAAAGGAAUAAAUUUAGCUGAGCGAGAUCCGGACUAUAUUGUAUUAUGGUCUCACAUGGUAACAUUGGGGCUGAUGCUCAUCCGAGCCUUACACUUGAAUAUUGACGAUUUCCUUGAAAAGGACAGUGUUGUCAAGUUUUUCGAGUCAUCUAUCAGGUUUCUGAAAGGAGCCUAUACACCUAAAUCCAGGAAGAGACAGGCUACCCUUGAUAUUGUAGAUACAUACAAAAUGGCAUGGGAACAAAUUUCACAGACUUGGUUUCUUAGCAUGCAAGCAUUUGCAUACUGUAUAUCAACAUAUGAAGAUUUACCGACCAUUGUCUUAAAAAGUGGCUGGUUACCAGGUCUCCUUAAAAUACUCACUGAUGUGAAAGCAAAUUCUGUUGCCGAGGAAACACGCAGCUGUUUCCUGUUGUUGUUGACUGCUAUUGCUAAGGUAGAUAAAUCAGCAAAGUCUGUGAUACGAGAGAAAGGAGGGCUAGAUUUAGCUAGAUCUUUCAAGUCAUCUGAGUUACAAGAAAUCCUUCAGGCAUCAUAAAUUGUCCUCAUGAUGAUGAUUACUAACCAUGGAGACCAGGAGAAUUCCAGGAAGUCAAUUGUUGCCAUGGAAACUGUGGAUUUAGAACAAGACAUUCUUGUCUUUCAUUUUAAUCACAGUCACUGAAUUCUAUAUCAGCUGUUCCUGCAAUGUUUGACUUCUACGAAGGACUUUUAGAACCAUGAAAAUUAGCAGUUACCAUGGAAACCAAGCAUUCAACCAUUAUUUUACCAUUUGAUGAUCACUUAAUAAAUAGUGUGUUCAGACAUUUACUAAAAAGAAAAACCAGAAUGUAUAUGUUUGUCUUGAAUAAAAUAUUCAAACCUUUAAAUUGCUUGAGACUGGCACUGACAGGGACUUAUCAGUAUCAUCAUUUUAGAGUCAGGCUAGCCUGCAUAUCUGUAUAAUUUAUUUUGAGUCUUGAGCCUAAUUCCUUAUUCUUUUGGCAAAUUAACAAGCCUUUUCAAUAGAUGAACAAAACAGGGUCAAAUCUUUGAAAAAAAAUAGGAUAAUGGUUUUUAUAUGAAUUUUUGUUGUUGUUUAGAAAUAUGAGGACAUGUUGCUCAAAAGUUCUCCUUGGCUCAGGUGUUAGGCUAAGACAGGUAAGUUUGGAGAUCAGAAUGUAAACUUGAUACACUAAUUUGGUUUUAACAUAUGGAAAUUCUUAUCUCCCAUACUUCAAUCUAAAUAAUAAUGGCUACAGCAGCUCUGAAAUUUAAUCAGAAAAGCUUUUAUUUUAACAUUGUUAAGAAUAUCUACAAAAAUCAUUCUUAGAUUUUGUUUCAUCUUCAAUUAAAAUUUGAUAUUUCAUACAAUUUUGGCUGGCUAUGGCUGGAGAGAACUGUUUGAAUAAAGACAUGUAUUGUUUUGCCAUUUAAAAAAAGAACAGCUAUUUGAUUGGUUGAUUUGAACAUGAUGAUAUUUGAAUAUUGACCAAUGGCAUUGUUCCUUUUAUAGACUGGUCUUCAAUCUUUCAUUUGUUGGUUUAAACCAGUCAUUGUUAAUAUUUUAGAGGUAUUGAUAUGUUUAUUUUUGCACUGAUAUCUAAAUAUGAAUAUUUAUAUUAUAACUUUUUAUGUGCUUUUAACUAAUUGAAGUUUAUGACUUUAGAAUUUGUUUUUCUUUUUUUUUGGUUGUUGUGAAGAUUUGAAAUAUUAAAGCUUUAAAAGUAA
This is a messenger RNA of Ruditapes philippinarum (Manila clam), 3790 nucleotides long. RefSeq names its product neurochondrin-like. Gene Ontology annotation, cellular component: dendrite. Lineage: Eukaryota; Metazoa; Mollusca; Bivalvia; Venerida; Veneridae. The coding region runs from base 66 to 2618 and encodes 850 amino acids. Gene Ontology annotation, biological process: regulation of neuronal synaptic plasticity; neuron projection development. The transcript is spliced from 18 exons. The record is from RefSeq and is a predicted model, not a curated record.